Cotesia congregata is the source of this 774-nucleotide messenger RNA. Lineage: Eukaryota; Metazoa; Arthropoda; Insecta; Hymenoptera; Braconidae. The record is from the annotation of a GenBank genome assembly.
AUGUGUACCAAACAGUUUAAUGGGGAGUAUGGGUGUGGGUUAUGCCUUCAUCCGGGUAAGUCGAUCGCAAAAGGCCGUGGAUUUACUCGAGUGUAUCCUGUCGUCAACGGCAAAUUUUUUGGUGAAGGGCUGCGAAGUCAUGAACAAACAUUGAUUCAUGCUGAAGCAAAAACUAAGGAAGACAAAAAAGGGAUUAAAAGAAAGUCAGCUCUAUGCGACAUACCAAACUACGACAUUGUUAAUAACCUCGAUGUAGACUGGAUGCACUGCGUUGCACUGGGUGUUUCUCGGCAAUUCGCGAAUCUGUGGUUUGAUUCAACAAACUCUAACGAAAAGUUCUAUUUUGGAGACAUUAUAGAUCAAUUUGAUGCCCUUAUAUUGUCCCUUUCACCAACGAGUGAUUUCACAAGAAUACCAAAAGGUCUAAAGGAUCGAGUUCAUAUGAAAGCUCAUGAAUGGGUAGUUUCCCUUCUUGCUUACAGUUUACCUGUCAUGAAAAUGUGCUUUCCUAUUAAAUACGUUAAGCAUUGGGCUUUGUUAGUUGACGGCAUUUCAAUUCUAACCAAGAAAUCAAUAAUGAAGUCAGAGUUGGUUUAUGCUGAUCAAUGCUUGAAGGAAUUCAUCCGCGAAGUCGAGUCACUUUAUGGAGAGAAGUAUCUUUCCUUUAAUGUUCAUCUUUUGGCACAUUUGGCUGAGAGUGUUGAGAAUUGGGGACCUCUGUUUACCCACAGUGUACAAUUGAUAGACUUUAUAAUCUGUGCCAGAAUGAUUUAA